This is a messenger RNA of Rotaria socialis, 786 nucleotides long. The record is from the annotation of a GenBank genome assembly. NCBI's taxonomy places the organism in Eukaryota, Metazoa, Rotifera, Eurotatoria, Philodinida, Philodinidae.
AUGGAACGUUACUUACCAUUCAAUUCUAUUCGAAAACAAUAUAAACUGCGGGUUAGUAAUGAAUUACAAAUGUAUGCUUUGAAAUCAUUAAGAGACAUAUUAUUACUCGCAUUAGCAUUUUUUAUUGAAAAUACUGCAUUACAAGUGAUAUCAUCUGUUAAACACAAUCAUAUUCCAUUGCGUGAUCUUUUUUAUGAAUUAUUACGAAAGAUUACUUCUCGUAAACAAUUUUGUGUUGCCUAUCGAUUAUCAGUCGAACAAUUAGUUUUGUGUUGGAUAUUCUUCUGUUUUCUUAAUGGUAGUAAAGGUUUAACUACGAUUCAAAAAAGCAUACGAUGUUUAAUAAUAGCACGUGCAUUACGUGUAUGUCUUUUUUCUAUGACAAUUCUUCCAUCUCCGAAAAUUCACUGUAAUUUUACUCAACCUAUUAAUCCAUUCAAAGUUACUGUUGGCGGUGCUUGUAAUGAUUUGCUUUAUAGUGGACAUGUUACUAUUUAUACUGUAGUAGCUAUUUCAUUGACUAUAUUAUCUCAAAAUUAUUCAUCAAGGAUAUGUCGCUAUGGUCUUCCGAUAUUAGUUUGGCUUUAUAUAACUCAAUAUAUUAUAUGUACGAUAUUUGAACGUCAUCAUUAUUCUAUUGAUAUGUUUCUAGGCCUCAUUGUCACAUUAUUACUAUGGCAAUGUAAACCGUUACAUAUUGAUUUACCUGAAGUUCCACAAAAUUUAUUUUUACAUUUAAAUCAAUUAGUUUUUCCUAAAUUUCAUUCAGCUCAUAAAGAAGUUUAA